Messenger RNA from Castor canadensis (American beaver), 1308 nucleotides. The record is from RefSeq and is a predicted model, not a curated record. NCBI's taxonomy places the organism in Eukaryota, Metazoa, Chordata, Mammalia, Rodentia, Castoridae.
CAUGCCACAAGACGCCGGCCCGAGGGUGUGCACAGAGUGCUGUCCCACCGGCCGGGAGUUAGGAGAGGGCCGUGCAGGAGUUGGACCGGCGAGAGGAGCACGCGGCUGAGCUAAGGGUGAGGAAACCGGACCCAGCCUUGCCAAGCCCGGGCACCGCAGGGCGGCACCUGCUUUCCAUGGCCACCACCCUGCUGCCCGCUCUGCUGCUCCUGACGCUGCUGAAGAUGACCACCAUAAGUGAAUCACUUUCUGAGCAGAGUCCACGACUUACUGAUCCCGAGUCCUGCAGCCCCAAAGAGUACAAAUCUGCCGGCCAUUGCUGUGAGCUCUGUCCUGCGGGUGAAUAUGUGGGCAAGCCCUGUGUGACCCCCCACACCCCAGGAACCUGUGUGAAGUGUGGCCAAGGGACAUUCACAAACUCUGCCAAUGGCCUGGACUCUUGCUGCUUGUGCACCACCUGCCGUGAUGAUCAGGAAAUGGUGACAAACUGUUCUUCAACCCAGAACCGGGUGUGCCAGUGCCAAACAGGCCGUUUCUACCAGGAUCUACAGGACUUUGAACACUGCACCCCAUGUAGCAAGUGUCCCAAGGGGAAGCUCGUCCUCAGGAAGUGUAACGCAACAGCUGACACGGUGUGCAGUUUAGCUGCUCCAAAUAGAAGAAACUGGCUGUGGAUCCUAAGUGUUGUACUUACCCAGCUUUUAUGGUCUUCCUCUCUUUCCUAAUAAAAGGAAAUGACAAUGAGGAAGAGAAUGCAGUGAGUGUGGGCCUGCGCCAUGGGCCGUGGCUGUCAGCAGGGCUCAGGGUAGGCCCAGUCGUGUCUCCCAUCCAGGGUUAGGCUGGCCUGUGACUCUUGAGUGAAGUCAGGGGUAGACGUACAGCUCCAGGAAGCUGCCUAUCUAUUGGGUGGGACUCCUUACUCAGGCCAACGAAUUAACUUAAACACAGGCGAAGCUUGGCACCCCCGCCUGCAUUUUGUGCAUGUCUUUGCUCUAAGCCAUGCUCUUUGCAAUCAGCUUGGGUUCCAGGAAAGACAGAUGAUAACAUCUUCUUGACAAGGGACUGGAGCCACCCCAACAGUAGUCCCUGCUGAGGAUGGGCCACCCUCCAGACAACUCCAGAACCCCUCCCAGAACAAGGCCUGGGGUAAUGGUCAGCCAGAACACACCUGUGACUGGGACGGUUUAACUAUGCUUACCUUUGUCCCCUGCCCCCGUUCUUCUGUCUACUUACACCUAUAGCUCAUGUCUGUAGCCCGAAGAUGGCUGAGACAGGCUUACUCUGCCUCUUCCCAUGGCGUGACCUAAC